AUGGGAAAUCUCGCUCCACUCGAAACCCCGAAGUGUCCCGGUUUCCAGGAAUUGGCUGAGAUCGUCGAGAAAAGAACAAAUCGCUUCAAGUGUUUGAGAAAAUUCCAAAAUUCGAAAUCACUCGCCUUCAGCUAUAUCGACCGAUUGGUUUUGACGGAAAAAGCUCCAAAACCGACUCCAAAACCGGACAUCCACGGAAAAAAGGUGAUGCUUUGUGUUUGGUGGAACAGUAAAGGCCUGGUGUAUUUUGAGGUUCUGGAUUCGGGUCAAACAGUUACGGCGAACCUCUACCAAGGCCAAUUGGACCGCGUGGACCAGGCGCUGCGACGUCAAGGUGUGGAUAUGGUGUCGACAAAAUUCCUCCACGACAACGCUCGGCCGCAUGUCGCAAAAAUCAUCCAGCAGAAAAUUGAAGAAAUGGGCUGGGAAGUCCUGCCUCAUCCGCCAUACAGCCCAGACUUGGCGCCUUCCGACUACCAUCUGUUCCGAUCAAUGCACCACUCCUUGGCCGAGAAAAAGUUCAAGAACCGCGACGAGGUCCAAAUUUGGGUGUCCAACUUCUUCGAGUCGCAGCCAGUCGAGUUCUUCAAGAAGGACAUCCAUUCUCUGCGUGAACGUUGGCGACAAGUCAUUGAUGCAGAUGGCGAAUACCUUUUGGAU
This is a messenger RNA of Mesorhabditis belari, 660 nucleotides long. NCBI's taxonomy places the organism in Eukaryota, Metazoa, Nematoda, Chromadorea, Rhabditida, Rhabditidae. The record is from the annotation of a GenBank genome assembly.